Drosophila hydei is the source of this 521-nucleotide messenger RNA. RefSeq names its product vacuolar ATPase assembly integral membrane protein VMA21 homolog. The record is from RefSeq and is a predicted model, not a curated record. The transcript has 2 exons. The coding region runs from base 120 to 437 and encodes 105 amino acids. NCBI's taxonomy places the organism in Eukaryota, Metazoa, Arthropoda, Insecta, Diptera, Drosophilidae. Gene Ontology annotation, biological process: vacuolar proton-transporting V-type ATPase complex assembly.
GAGAUACCGGUCGAUAAGCUGCCUAAAGUAUCAUGUGAUUAGUACGUCAACGAACAAGACAACAAAUAUUAAAAAUAUUUUGAUUAGUCGAACUAAUCCAAUUCGAGUAUUUUCCAAAGAUGAGCAACAAAAGCAAGAAGGCCACUAGCGGUGCAACAGAUGGAGGCCAACAAAAACUAGCCAAACAGCGCUCACAUGACUAUCAGGACUACAGCGCCUUUAAGGUGGUCCUCUUCUACUGCUCUCUGAUCGUAUUCCUUCCCGUGGUGACAUUUUUCGUGCUCAAAGGCUUCGUUCUGGAGCGCUUCUUCACCAUGUCAGAUAUUAAAGUGAACAUUGCCGCUGCAGUUGGCGCUGUUGCUGCACUGCACGUUUCAUUGGGCGUAUAUAUAUAUCGGGCCUAUUUUGGUGGUUCGAAAUCAUCCAAAGAAGACUAACUGGUUUCAACAACUCCGACUGUUCCAUAUGUAUCAUUUCCAAUUACAAUGUUUUAUGUUUUCGCUGCGUUCGUUUGUUAUAAG